Pelobates cultripes (western spadefoot toad) is the source of this 19614-nucleotide messenger RNA. NCBI's taxonomy places the organism in Eukaryota, Metazoa, Chordata, Amphibia, Anura, Pelobatidae. The record is from the annotation of a GenBank genome assembly.
GCGAAAAAAAAAAAAAAAGACUGUCACAGCCUCGUGACACCGUGACGUCAUCUCACAUGACUUUUCCGUGUGAGGAGCUUCGCCCAGUGUUUAGUUGCUGCAGAGCUCCCGCGAGACUCCCUCCCUGCCGCCCGUCACAGCAGCUGCCGGAGACCCCGCUCUCGCUCUCGCUCUCUCUCUCCUGUCGGUUGGCCCUGUCCGCGCGCGCUGAGCACGGUUAGCCGGGGACCAUGGUGAAGCUGGAAGCUGCCGGGAAGCGGAGACUCGGGGAGUGCGCCCGGGGUCUGACACUGCUCGCUCUCAUCAGUAAGUAUGGGUGUGCAGCUCGCUGGGUGUGAGCGGUAACGGCCCUGUCCGGGGAGCCGGGGGGGGGAGGCAUUGACAGGCAGGGAGCGGGACAUCACGUGACGGGGGUUUGAUGGGAAGGUGACAGGCGGGGAGCGGGGCAUCAUGGGAGAGAAAGCUGGCUGGCACAGACCAUGGACAGCAGCCCGGGGCUACCACCACCCCCCCGACCGGGCUACUACCCGGCCCAAAGGGGAAGGGCCCUCGGCUGACCUCUUUAUUCUCCUAGAAAUCUUUCAGGCUAAAUUAAUUAGUUUGUUUGUUAGAUUUAUUAUUAUUAUUAUUAUUAUUAUUAUACACCAGGUUACACUUAUUAUCCCUGCCUUCUUGUAUGAACAUAUAUAGAGAUACAUAGAUACAUACUGUAUAAAGCGAGAGGAUUUAGACCUUCAUUCCAAAUAUUAAAUAAAUAAAACCUAAAAAGCCAGCCAGUACAUGCACAGGAGGUUAGUAGACAUUGGGGCAGUCCAAUCCUUAUGCGGAAGUCAGACUUUUUUUUUUUUGUUUGUUUUUAAAGUGGUAGCAGCCCUGUUAUAUGCUUAUAUUAUCUAUUGCUGGUAUGGGUUUUUAUUAAGGGUUUGUGGUUUUCAAAGUGCAUGAUGGGCGUUUUUAUGGGACUGUUUGUGGGAUUAGAAUUGGAUGGUAAAGGGAUUCUAUAGAGUAAGGCGGGGGUGCCCAAAAGGUGGGUUCCCAGAUAUUGUAAAACAACUCCCAUGGUGCAUGGGUCGCGAGCACAUUAAGCCCUCCCCAUAGGUAAGCAUUGCUACAAUGCUUUGCUAUGGGGAUUUUACUGACACUGGAUGUUCUUAUGGAGAGCAUGAGGAUGUCCAACAUCAGGCAAUCAAAAGUUGAUUAGCCACCAGGAAGCACCUCUAGUUGCUUUCUGAUUGACAGCCACUAGAGGCAGUCUUAGUCCUGCAAUGUAAAGAUUGCAGUUUCUCAACAACUGCAUUGAUUUACAUUGCAGGACUGAGUAGGACCUGGUCGCUGCACCCAGACCAAUUUAAAGAGAUGAAGUGGUCUGGGUGUCUAUAGUGUCAAUUUAAUUAUAGUUUGCAGUGUACAUGACAUCCUAAAGUGGCAAAGGUCCACAAUGGUCAUUGGCUGUUAAUUGUCAUGAAAUAUUGCUCUUUAAAUAUACAAAGACUAUUAUAGUUUGUAUGAGGUUGGCAAUGUUUAAAAUGAUUCUGUCAACAUAUAGGUAAGCAAGCCUUCAACAUAAAAGUAUUAUUAGGCAGACAUCAUCUUGAAAAUGUCAUGGUUUGGUUUUUUCUUUUCUUUUUUUUUUAAACUUAUUUAUUUUUUCUUGUCAACAUGGUACUUAGUAAAUAGACUUAGUUUACAGCACAGCUUGCAUGUCAUUGAAAGGAACACUAGAGCAUUAAACUUUUGUUUUAACACUGGUGUUCCUUUCCCUCUUUAGACGAAGGUCUUUUUUUUUUUUUUUUUUUUCUCAAUUUAAACUGAAACUAAACUUUAUUUCCUAGCAAAGUCUGUUUUCUUGUAGCAACCCAUCUGACUCCUGUAAAGAUAAUCAGGACUGAUGAUCUCUGUCCAAUCUAAUACAUCUCAUAGAGAAACAUUGAAACCAAUGUUUUUAAAAUGCCAAGCAUGUGUUGCGUUCAGCAUAAUCAUGGUGUGUGUGUGUGUGUGAUGACACUAAACAUGAAGUCCUUAGAAAGUUGAAGGUCUUUUGUAAAUGACUACUAAAGUCACUCAGGCCACUGAAUCUCAGUGAAGUGGCCUGAUUUCAGUGUCCCUGUCCUUUUAACCCUGCAACGUGAAACACUGCCGUUUAUUUUAUUUAUUUAUUUACUUUAGAAACUAUAAUUUUUACAUUGCAGGUUUAAAUCCACCACUAGUGGCUGUCUUCCUGACAGCCACUAGAGGGGUUUCCACGGCACUGACAUAGUAAAAUUCAGCCACGUGACCAAACAGCCCCCUUAUCAAAGCAUUUAAGUGCUUUCCUAUGGGGAAGCACGCGUGUUCGCCGUUCAUGCGUUUUAGGUCACCAGUGCUGCUCUGAGUAGUAUUGGUGUGUAUCAUCAUCAUCAUCAUCACGGAAAGAGGGGAGCUAAGCUGUGCGAGUGAGCCAAAGCAAUGGUAAACAAUAAGUAAAAGUUAUUACAUUUUAUUUGAAAGGGGAUGGGCCUCUAUAACUAGGGACAAUGACACUAAACCAUUAGGAAUACCAGUUUGUAUUCCUAACACUUUAAUGUACUUAUAGUGGCUGGCAGCCACUAGAGGCAUUUUUACAUGUAUACAUUUCUAUUUGUCAAUGUGUACAAUAUUUUUUGUUGGUGUACUACGUCCCCAUUAAAAAUCAAUAGGGUACAACAUAAAGCAAACCAUCCAAAUUGAUAUGAAUGAAUUUAGAACAGAAAUUGUCUGUUUGCAGUGACUUGUGUAGAAGAUAUUAUGGGAAACUUUGAAUUUGACAUUUCUUCAAUCAAAUGCCUUUCCAAAAAGAGGCACUCAUUUUUCUUUUUCUUUUUUAUUUAUUUAUUUAUUUAAAGAUAACUUUUCCCACAAUACAUGCCUCUCUAUCCUGUCCUUCCUCCGAAGCCUUGCAAGAUUUUCAAGCGUAUACCUAGUUCAGUUUUCAUUGCUUGCCGCUUACAGGGGGUGCGCGGCUCAUGGAAGUCACCAUAGUGCUUUCCCGUUGCAUAUGGUGCACAUGAGAAAGCAGUGAUGUUAUGUCACUUGCAGCAAUUAGAAUAUGGUGUCCCCAGGAAUGGGCAUCCAGCUCUGUGAACAAUGCAAAGUUUAAUAUACAGGGUGGGGAAUUGGGAACAAAUAAAUACUUAUUGGUGAAGCAUAAAAAAAAAAUCUGUAUAUGACAGUUGUUUUAAUACCUACUUCCAGCAUAAUAACAUGUUUGUGGCGGAGAGUCUAAAACAGGGUUACCUCUCUAAUAGCAGCAGUAUUUUCAUUUGUAAUUAUCUUAAGUAAAUGUUGAUUUUAAUUCCCCAAUAUUACAUUUUCUUAAAAUAUAAAUUUAUUUGCAAGUCUGUUUUUUUUUUUUUCUCAAUUUAUUUGUCUUGAUAACAUUAUUGUUGCAGUUUGCUGAGCAGGCUGAUUUUGCGACAAUACCAGAGGUGUUUUGUUUAUAACUUUGCUAGGGUGCAGCUAUCUUACAAUCAUUUUGCAUUACUCAAACUGUAAUUGUAACAUAAUAUUUGCUGUUGCAGAUACACGUGAUACCUUAAAACCUGUUUCUUGUCUUGGCAAAGGCUUUUAUGACAUGUGACUGUAGAAGGCUGAAACACAAUACUGCCUUUGUAUAUUUCCUUUGCAAAGGAAAGAAGGCACUGAGAAAAUACAUUAUAUAACACAUUUUGAUCCUGUUUUAUAAAACAAUUCAACAAUACUGGCCAAAGUGGUAUAUAAACCCACAAUGGAGUAACCUUUACAAUUUACAUUUUUUAGUUUCAUUGUCUUCUUUACCCACUAACACCAGGCAACAUAUUAAUUAUAAACUUUUACAUUAAAUAUAAAACUACUGUUAAUGGUUUUCUUCUUUGAAUGUUAAAGGGAAACUAGUCAUCAGAACAACUUUAGCUUAACCCCUUAAGGACACAGCUUCAAAAGCUUGUCUUGCACUUAAGGACACAAGAAAUUUUCACAUUUUUUUGCUGUUUGCGUUCAACUGCAAUUUGCAUUUUACUAUUUUAUUGCACCGACACAUUAUAUACCGUUUUUUUUUUUUUUUUUUAAAGGACAAAAAGGGCUUUAAAUUGAUGUAACAGAUACAUAUAUAAAUGCUUAUUUAUUAUAAAAAAAAAAACACAAAAAUGCCCCAAAAUGUAAAAAUAUUGGGGGGUUUUUCUUCAGUUUUUGCAAUAAUAAUGUGUGCAUAAUUUGUGCAGGUUAAGGAAAGUAAUGAAAAAUAAAUUAAUUUAGCUGUUCUGAUUUACAGAAUAUAUAAUGUGUCUAGGAUUUUCAUUUUUUUUUUUUGGUAGUUACAGCUCCCAAAACACAAGGAGUAAAAUAAACUUUUAAUGUGGAGCGAUUUUAGAAUUUGGUAUGUUUGUCUUGUAAGCUUAAUAGGCAUAAAAGAUAACAAAAUUGCCACACAAAAGUAUAUAUUUAUAUGAAGCAGACAUCACAGGCUAUUUAACAUUAUUUUGUCACUUUUUACGUAGCCAUUUCACCGCCAAUCCCUGCUAAAUAUUGGACUAAAAUGUAGGUGUUUUUUUUUUUUGUUUUUUUGACACACAAAAUUAUAACAAAGAACUUCUCAUGUGUAUUUCGUAAAGUUAGUGUGUGCUAUUCCUGUACAAAACCUAACUUUGUGUUCAGCUACAUCUGCUGAGUACAAUGAUACCCCCAUUGUAUGUCUUUGGCACUAUUUCGUAAAGCUACAGCGCCAUAUAGGAGACCUGUCCAUUUCGGUAUUAACAGUAGAAUUUUGAGACGGAUUUGAUGGGCCUAUGUUUCAAUUUGGGCCACUGGCACUUUCACAAAGUUUAUACAACUUUAUCCUAUACUGGGAUCUUUUGGCCGGGAUAUAUUGUUUAAACCCCAGUCUGCCCUUGUAUUUCAUUAUAUACUCAUCUACACAAAUAUUUUUUUGUGGGGUGUAAAUUGAGCCAAACUGUCUGUUGAAGUGGGAAAUAAGGGGGCGAAUCUUAUAGAGAUUAUUGUAUUGAGGAUUAUCUCUUGGGGGGGCACUUCGAAUUGUCGCUGAAGUGUAAAAAGCGAAGCAUUGCUUCAUAUCUGGACCUGUUCAUGGUCUGGGAGUAAAUAGGGGUGCUGCAUACAGGAUUUUUGGACCAGUACAUCCUGAUGCUGGGUUUUUUAAUAAUGCCCAUUAGCAUUAUUAGUGCCCCAAUUUUUUUUUUUUUAAUUCUGGCACACUGGUGGGGUACCAACUCCCUUGCCUAGCGAUGAGACUCAUUAAGUGUCAGGUAGUGCACAGCAUAAAGGUUGGUCUGGGUGACUAUAUCCCCUAAAAUAUCAUCCCCCAAGAAUAGCUGCAUGAAAUCCAGUGCACUGUAGUUAGACGUCAAACUGAAUUCCAGGACUGCCAGUAAACACUGGGAUGUCAGGCGUGAAAUCAUCUCGGGGUUCCCAGUCACCAGUGUCAUGAGCCAGGUCAGGGGACUCGGCGCUUACAACAGAUGGCCCUGCAGUAUCUGGCACAGUCUCAUCACCACUCUCAGAGGCAGUGUCUGUGGCGUCAGUCGGCUGCUUGUAUAUCAUAAGCCUCCUCAGCAGUGUACCUUCUAGACAUUAUGAAGGUGUAACUUUAACAAACUUUUUUUUUAAACUUUUUUAUUUUAUUUUUUUUACUUUUCAGAACUUUUCUAAACUUUUUGUCUCUAACUAGCCUAACACUCAAUUUCCCAAAUUCCCACUAAAGUCCACCCACUCCAGCUAACUAAGGAAUUAACGUUAAAUUAAAUAAAAUUAACCCCUAAGGGUUAAAAAAAAUAAAAAAAAUAAAAAUGAACCCUUGAGGGUACAAAAAAAAUUAGAUCAGUUAAAUACUGUGAUCAGUAUACUGAUCACUGCAGGCAGUGAUCAAAAGGGCAAGGAAAGGGUUAACACUGUUUUAAAAGUAUUAACAUUACUUUUAUAACCGAGAUACACUUUAAGCUAAAAUGGCACACAAUGUUGCAGCACCGAUCCGUUUCUCUCCACUUCUCAAACCACACAGAGGUGGAGGGAGGAGGAUCCGGAAUCACAGCAGCACUGUGAUCGCUGUGACUGGUUGUCACAGCAAUCACAUGUGCUGGGACAGCUCAAUUGGCGGUUGCUGGUCUGCCUUUGACAUCGAGGCACCCAGCAACAGCAUUAACCUCACGUUUGCCGCGAUCUGGCGUUAACAUUGGUAAAUGACUGGAGAUUUUCCGUCAACGGUCCUUAACGCACGGACAAGCUUGACGGAAAAUCUCCGUCUUCGGUUGCGAUGGGGUUAAAGGGCCACCGUAGGCACCCAGACCACUUCAGCUCCACCACCCUUAACCCUGCAAGUGUAAUUUUAUAAACUGCAAUAAUUACUUUGCAGGAUUAAGUUCUCUUCUACUGGCUGUCUCCAAGACAGCCAUUAGAGGGACUUCCGGUUCUUAGACGACUUUUGGUCGUCUAAACGACGCUGGACGUCCUCACGCUCUGCAUGAGGAACUCCAGCGUUGCAGGAAUCCCCAUAGGAAAGCCAUUGCUGUGCAUGCGCAUUAGGUCUCCGGCAGAGGAGCGGGGGCGGAGCCUGACAGCGCCGAGGGACAUGGGCGCUGGAUUCAGGUAAGUGUCUGAAUGGGUUUUAACCCCUUCAGUGACAGAGGGGGGCACGCCAGGAUUCUCUAGUGCCAGGAAAAUAGGCUUGGUUUCCUGGCACUGAAGAAUCCCUUUAAUAAAGCAGUUUUUGUGUAUGGAUCAUGCCCCUGCUGUGUCACUGCCCAAUUCUCUGCCAUUAAAGAUUUAAAUCACCUUUGUUUCUGUACAUGCAGCCCCAGCCACACCUUCCCUGGCUGUGACUGACACUGUCUGCAUGAAAACAAAAUGCUUUCACUUUCAACCAGAUGUAACUUACUUUAAAAUUUAUCUCCCGCUCUGUAAAUUGAACUUUAAUCACACACUGGGGGUCCUAAUGGAGCGUGAGGGCAUCCAGCGUCCGAUAAUGGACCAAAACUUUGUUUGGAUUCCAGGAGCCCUCUAGUGGCUGUCUGGUAGACAGCUACUGGGGGCAGUAUUAGAGCUGCAAUGUAAACAUCCUCCAUUUAUGCAUUGCACAUUUAGAGGAAGAGAUCUCAGAAAACUCAUGAACUGGACACCGCACUUGAGUAGAGCAGCCUGCAUCAGUUUUACCUGGCCAGCACAGUUCCCUCUGUACCUCAGAGAAGCAAAGCACACUGAUAAAUAUACACAGAGCUGCAGCAUGCAAAUAAUACAAACCGUUCACAAACGCAACUCUACUGGCAAUCCACAUACAUGCACACAACCCUACAAGCAGCCUCUAACAUGCAAUACCAGAAGCAGCCCCACAUGUACACCCCACCAAACACACAAUGUGACACAUCCACACAAUUCCACAAGCAGUCCAUAGUCACAUGUAUCAUACAGAUUACCCCAAGCUGCCUAUGAACAUCUACAAUAUAACCGCUCAUAUACAAACAAAUACAAUGUUACAAAGCGACUGCAGCACCCAUAAAUAACACAAGUAGAAUAUGGCAACCGACACAACUCAACCCAAUUUAAACAAAUAGGACAGGUACGCCAAGAGACUUCAAGAUCUUGUUUUGUCACAGUACUACUAAAAGGUUGCAUACCGCUGAUCUAGUAACUACUUCAUUAGACUGCCUGGAUUCAAAAACAGCCCAUCUUGUUCAUGCUUUCUCUCCCCAGCAUCAAAAUAAAAACCCUGAUAUUGAAACAUUUUUUUUUUUUUAAAUGUCUUGUGACAUGACUCCUGUUAUUUUUGAAAAUUAAAAUGACUCCAUUGUAAAGUGUGCAUUUAUGAAGACUAAUAAUUCUUUGUUCAUUGCAGGUCUUUUUCAGACUGCAUCCUCUAUUCGAUUUGAAGUAAAAAAUGGAAGCAAUACUUGCAUAAUUGCAGAUCUAUCUAUUAAUUUUACAGUUGAAUACAACGCACUUAAACAGGUAAUUUUCUCACUUACUCUUGGCAAAACUUUUAUUUUUUUUUAUUUUACUCUGUUUUUAUAUAGUAUUUACUUUUAAUUUGAAAUUUUAAAGGGUGUGUGGUAUAUAAAAUUCCUUUGACUAGAAUUAAGUUACUUUCAUUCAUAGUUGAGGCUUUACAUCUUUCUAAAUUAUUCUUCCAACUAACCAGACCAGUUAUGCCUGCUGUACUUAAGCACUUAUCUUUUCCUCAGGAGAAAAUUACUUUUCCAUUGCCAAGCGAUGCAAAAGUAGGUGUACAAAGCACUUGUGGCAAUGCAACCGUCUCACCAAGUUUAACCAUCCAGUUUGGAGCGAAUCACUUCCUGAGCAUAAAUUUUACAAAAGACUCUCAACGCUAUGAAGUUGUUGAAUUGAUUUUUGUUUAUAACUUAUCAGACACUAGCCUGUUCCCAAAUGCAACAGAAAAUGGUAAGUUGCACAGUUUCUAAUGUCUUUCAGAUUCAUAAUAAUUUGUAUGUAUGGUUUUCAGAGAAAUUAAACCUUGCUUCUCCCCCCGUACCCCACACUUUUUUUUUUCUUUUCUAGGAACAAAGAUGGCGACUUCAAAUAGUACUUCAAUUUUUGCCAAAACUGAUACAGCGUAUAAAUGCUCUAAUCCACACCUCAUUGUGAUGGAAGCCGUCAACGCUACAUUUCAUGAUAUUAAACUUGAAGCCUAUUUGACGAAAAAUAAUUACAGUGAAAAUGGUAUGAUAUGAUUAAAUAGCUUUCAGUGGAACUGGUAUUUCUUUAAAGGUUUUUAACGUUUGUCAGACCCAGUUUUCUCAACCUGUUGUAUGUGUACCGUACAAGGUAUAUCUGAAAUGGUUAUGCAAGGGUGCUCAAUCUUUGGUUAUCGGGGGCCACUGUGAAAAUGUGGUACACAUCGUGGCGUACACUAUAGGCAACUCUUAUGUAAAUACAAUUUUAGGGAUUAUUUUUGUAUUCACUAAACAGAGGCAGUGCUCAGAUGAUAGCUUGUCAUUUUGUCUUUAGGUUGUUGUUGUGUUUUUUUUCUUUUUUUGUUUUAAUUCUUUUGUUGUGCAAAAGAUUAGCAAUCAUGCUUGUUAUGCCACAACAGCUGACAUAAACAUUUCAAGAUAUUAUGGUAUGUAAUUGAAACGGCACAUUUUUGAAAAGUUACACAGGUUAAAUCAAGGUGUGUCAGUAAAUGAGUAUGCAUAAGGGUUAACGGAGACAUGCUUUGUAGCCUGACACUGGGCGAGUAAACUCAUUCUUAAUCUAAUUAGAAAUUUUGUCUUUAGAUUUAUUUGGAAUGCUUGUUUCUAGAACACAUCCAUUCACAUAAGUAUGUACAUCUGAGGAGGGAGAAGAUUCUUUCUGCAUACAAUAAUUGAGAGGAAAAUUAAUUUAGAAGUAGGAUGUAAUGUUUGUGAAUAGAAAAAAGAGCACAAUAGAAUGAAAGGGGUAAUGCUACAGGUAAUAAAGAAUAGUGAAUGAAAAAAGCACAGGAAAUGGAGGAAGAUUGAAAGAAUUGCAAGGGAACAAUGGUAUCUGAAAAUAAUUGGUGGGUGAGGGAAUUGCAAAAUUAAGAGUUUUGUGGAGGGAAAGGGUGGGAGGAAGUAUAAGAAGGCUGUAGUAUUGGGAAAGGAGUGGAACAGCUAUGGUGAAAGACGGUGGUAGGGACGAGCACAGUUGGAGUGAAUUGAAGAAAACCUUUAAGGAGAUGGUGCAUGACCGGGCUUAAAGAUAUACUAUAGGCAUCAAAACGACUUUUCGCUUAAUGAAGCAAUUUGGGUGUAUAGAUCAUGCCCUGCAUUAUCACUGCUCAAUUCUCUGCCAUUUAGUAAUUAAAUCACGUUUGUUUCUAAUUAUGCAGCAAUAACCACACCUCAACUGGCUGUGAGUCGCACAACCAGCAUUAAUUUUUUAAAUUUUUUUAUUAAAUAUAAAUUUUUAAUCAGACCAUGGCAGGCUUUCUAAGUUAUAGUCUGAUCUGUUAAAUUGAACUUUUUUUUUUUUGUCAAUCUUUCGUUUAUUGAGGCAUACAAAGUGGGUACAAAAUAGAGAGGGAAAUGCAAUAAUGGUUUACAGUGGAGGGUUUGUACAUCAUUAAUUUGAAGAAACUACAUUUCCUGAGUAACGAAGCCUCAUUUUUUCUUUUUUUUUCUUUUUUUUUUUUUUUUGGCUUGUUGUGUAGCAUAAACAUAUUAUAACCAGAAGCAAUGCCUGUCAGUAGGCUACAUAACAUCUUGGACACGCAUUAGGUUAUUAAAUUGUCAGGCUGAACAUUCAAGAAUAUUGCUAGAUAACUAUCUGUAUACUCAUCACUAGAAAGAACAAUUUGUAAGGAGGUAUCUAUGCUAAACGUGCAUACAGUGGUAGGUGUGCUCAAGGCUAGACAUAUAUGGCUGUGUGAGUUUACUAAAAGCUUACAUUUACACUUCACUGGGCAUACGACAGGUGUAUACAUAUGUAUGAGGUGCCUAUGUUUGCCCAGCUGUGUAGGUUGAGAGUAUUCUGAGCCUCACUGUGGCAAGAGUAAGCUAAAAGGUUGUAACGAUUAAUCACGAUUAAGUAGAUAAGAGGAUGCAACUGGGGUACUUUUGCCUCUGUCCUUGGGGAGAGAGUCUCUGCUUUGCAGGCAGGGUCGCGGGCUGCAAUCCGGGUUGCAUCAGCCGAUGCCUGUUCUGGAUGCUUUGAUUGCGUUCCCUGGAAGGCGAUUCAGGUGUUCCUGUGGGCCCAAUCUGUGUUGACAGGUGGAUUCAGUGGCACCUCUAUGCUGUGAUUCAGAGUCUCCAACGGGUGUCCGUGUGGACACGUUCACUGCGAUCCGGUAGGCGGCUGCAACCGCAGAGGGCACCAGAGUGCCGCGCUUGGCUCUGAGUCUCGGGCUCAGCGAGGAACUUGCUUGUGGGGCCUGUGCAGCACUUAGGUUCCUGCGUGGGUGAGGUCGGGUGUUUGCGCCCGUAUGCCCGGGUAAUGUUUCCUGUUUUGCUGGUCGUUUACGGCAGCCCCACCGGGCAGUUGUUCUGGGGGCCCUCAGCAUGGCGUCGUAAUGGCGGCGUCUAGUGGCCGGGCGAAGCCACGCGGCCACUGCUCUCAUAGCUUAAACGUGUGUGGCUCCGCUGUUGCGGAGUAUUGCCCAAAAGCUUUUACAGAGCCGAUCUAGUGCUGCCAUGGGCUGGAGUGAUGGCUGGGUGUCUGUGCCUUUCGUCUGGGGCCUGUGCUGGGCCGCCAUCUUGGCUGUGUUGCACCCCUACAGUCUGCGCGGCCCAUCCUCCAGUGUGCUUGGUGUGGCUGGGGAGGACCGGGAUGACCCCCACCGGUCCGGGUGGAGGGGGGGUAGGUUGUUUGACGGGUCGUUCCGAGCUCGGGGGGAGCGGCCGUCUCGCUAUGGCUCCUGUAGGCCACGGUGGGCGUCCAGUGCUCCCGGCCCCGACGGGCGUCGGGAGUUUGUCUGUCAAGUGACAGACAAACUCUGUGGGGACUGCACCCUGAUAUGUCUGUGGGCUUUUUAAUUGCGGGUUCUUUGUUUGAUUUUGCCCGUCGGGCAGGAGCUCAUGCAGUCCGCGUCCUCUCCGUUUGGCGGUCAAGCCCCUUAAAUUGAACUUUAAUCACUACCCGGAAGGCUCCUUCAGGGUCUAAAACUAUUAACAGAGCAGGAAACAAGUAAUUCUAGAUUAAACCGACUGUGCAAUACAGGAACCUAAACUAGGUUAUUUUUCAGGAAAUGUUUAUUAAGGCUGCAUGCAGGGAAGUAUGACCAGGGUUAUGUAAAGAAAGUGAGACUUCAUGGUCUAUACACCAAAACUGCUGCAUUAAGCUAAAGUUGUUUUGGUGACUAUAAUGUCCAUUUUUAGUUUGUAAGAGACCUUGUGUAAAAGGUCAGGGGACUGGGACCUGGGGACUAAGCAUUAAAAAAAAAAAAAAAAAAAAACAACCCUGGAAAAUGCUGAUUCUUGGCAUAUGGAUAACCAUAAAAGUGAAAGGUUGAGGGAUCUCGUAUUCAAACAGGUUGGUACCCACCCUCUUAGAGUGCAUCAAGACACUCUCAUUAGACACGCAUUAUACACACUUUUUGGGGUAGCUGCCCUGUCCAUAUGAGGAUGUCAUCUUGUAGGCUGAAACAAAGGUAAAAAUGGCUAUUAAGCACUUGCCAUUGUAUUUCUCUUUUGAUUUAGAUUUUUCAAAACAAUAUAUUUGAUUUUUAUUUCUGGCAGUGUUGGUGUGUAUUGAUUUCCUCACUUAAUGUUUAGACUGGUAGUAUCCAAAAUGUUAUAAUCUUUGUUCCUCCCUUUGGACAUCCUCUUAAUUAAAACUUCUUUCAGGGCUGGUGAGAUGGUAUAGGUUGCUCUUAGGACACCUCUGUCACGGUUCAUUUAAAACUGGUGGUGAAGAGAUGGGGAAAAAAAAUAAUAAUAAUAAAACAAAUAUAUAAUUUUUUUAAUAUUAUUGCAUUUUCUAUAUAGUACAUUAAAAAAUAUUUUUUUUUUUACAUAGACCUUAUAUUGUUACAUUUUAGCACGUUUGCUAUUAUAACACAUUACACCAUUUAAAAAAAAAAAAAAUUUUUCCUUCCCAGUAACUCCAUGCCCUGAGGAUAUUUCACCAACGACUGCCAAAACACCGACGACUCGCCAACCGACUACUGCUGCACCAACACCUACACCAAGUGACAUUCCUAAACAAGGAGAUUACACUUUUAAUGGGUCAUCUGGUCCCUGCAUACUUGCUAAAAUGGGUUUGCAGCUUAACAUCUCCUACAGUAAAAGUGAUGGCAAGGUAUGAAGCAUGCCUAGCUUCUUAUGGGCAUACCUCCAAUUAAUUUUAAGACUAUAAGAGAAUGGCUGUUUAUAUGUAUCAGAAAUAGAAUUUGGCUGUGUUUCAGUGGAAAACAAGUAAUUUAUGACACAAGAAUCCAAGAAGGGACAUGUGCUUUUUAUGAGAUUAUUUAACCUGUCUGCGUUGUGCAGAUUAAAACUACUCUGUAACCUCUAAACAUUUUGAGUAUUUAUUUUAUAAAAUACUCGAGAGAUUAAUUAGAAAGAAUCUUGAAAUUUGAAUACAGUCAAAAGAUAACAUGAGACAAAGUAGGGACUGUUUUUGUCUUAUGGUAAAGCCCUGACCAACCUUUUACAGAACUUUGACCAAGAAUUCUGUAAGAGGCAGAGCUUUAAAGUUUUGUCAGUUUCCCCAGCUGUCGCUAGGCACAGCUGAGGGAAUCUGGUUGCUUCAAGCAGAUCUCAAAACUUAGUCUAUUGUAGCUCCUGUAGUCUGUCUAUGGAAGCACCAGGAACUGAUGAAAGAAGUUGGUCAAUACCACGUAGGGCAGUUUCAGGUAUGAAUAGCUACAUUCCAAUGCACCCUUUGGGCCUCCGUACCACAAUGUCACCUUAGAGGGACUUUGCAAAUUAUACAAAGAACCAUGCUGCCAGAGGGGAAAAAAGAUUGUGUGCAAUUAUACAUAUUGCUAGCAACUACUUUUAUCAAUGCUUAGACUGAUACAUAUCUCUAUGGCAAACAUCGUUUUAUAGUGUGUUUGUUUUUGUGUGUUUUUUUUUUUUUUUUCUUUUUAACUUUUUAAAACCGUGUCCAUUGCAAAGAAGUGCAGAAUGAAGUCUGAAAUGCCGUUUGAUUUAUGAUCCUCUGCAUGUCAAGCUGGGAACUCUGAAAGGUCUUCAAGAAAUAGUUUCCACAACUAUCACAGAGUCCAACUUGAGAUAUGCAGAUAAUGCACAAAUAAUAUCUAUACAUACAUAGAUAUAUCAUAGUUAUUCUAUUUAUUAAACAUUUUACCUCUAUUUCAGGAAGCUAAAUCUGUCAUCAAUAUUGAUCCAAGCGGUGUUAAUGUGAAGGGGUCCUGCAGUAAUAGUUCAGCAACUUUAUUACUAGUUUCUGCUACAUCAAAUCUCUCCCUUCACUUUGUACUGGUAAGUGUGUUUUGUUUUGGUUUUUAAAUAGUUUAACUAUCCAUUCAUAGUCUGUUUGCUUUGUAAAAAUAAAAUUCUGUUUUGGAAUUUAUUGGAUUUUUUUUUUUAUUUUUUAUUUUUUUAUUUCAAAUGUGCCCUCAGCACAGUUUGCAGAGUAAUUUUGUAUUCUACAAUAAUUCCCCUUGUAAAUCUUAAUUUUGUUACAGAAUUCCACCAAAUAUUACCUUGAAGGUGUAGCACUAAACACAAUCCUGCCUGCGGAUGCAAAAGGUAAUAUAAUGUGACAAGAUGUCUGCAUGAUACUUUUCUUUGUCACCUUUCUUUAAAAUCUGUUAAUUGCAAAGGGCCAUCUUUCCACAUUACUAUAACCUCUUAUUUAUAAUAUAAAAAAGUCAUUGCACAUUUUGAGAGGGUGUGGGAUAAGGAGGAUCUGUUUACAUAGCUUACCUUUAACUUCCCUUCCGUCCUUGUAUAAACCUAUAACUUUCUUUUCUUUUUUUAUUUUUUUUUUCUUAUGCCUCUCAGGUUUUCCUUUUUUUUUUUUUUUUUUUCGUAUUAAAGUUCAAAUUUUAGACCCCUUUCCAAACGCUUCUAAAUGAUUUAGUUUUGCUUUGUCAUGUGAAUUUCAGAUUGUUGCUCUAUUAUUGAUACCUUGUUUUUGAUUAGAGUAUGAUUCUUGUUUUUGUUAUACCAAAAAAAUAUAUUGCUUUAUGUGCAGAUCAUGUUUUAAAUGCCAGUAAUUCCAGCUUGACCUACUUUGAGACAGCCACUCGAAAGUCCUUCAAGUGCAAGUCUAAACAGGCUCUCGAAAUAACAAAUAAUUUUACCCUAAACACCUACGACCUUCAGAUUCAGCCGUUUGAUGUGAAUGGAGACAAAUUUGGACCUGGUAAGUAUGCACAGUUUUUCGACCUAUAUCUGUGAUUUCCAGGCUCUUGUACCAUGUGGGCUAACUUUAUUAUGGGGUUUGUUUGUCUGGUUAUAUAUUGUGUGGGGUUUUGUUGUUAUAGUUUAUUUAUUUUUUAUUAUUAUUAUUAUAUGGGCAGGAGUAGUGGUUAUGGUACCAGGAGUGCACUUGGACUUCCUAGUAGAAGUAGCCUAACAAUCAGGAGGCUGGUCUCUGACUACAACAGAGCCAAAAAAUAUCAUGCUAGUUCACAGGGGAGCGUUUCUGGGUCUCCUGUAGGAGGUGACUGGCAUCUGUAAGACCCGAGUGUGCUAAUGGUUUAAUGGUUUGACUACUUACCCUAGGAGUUCACAAGGGCACUCCUGGCACCAAAACCACUGCAGCAUGCUGUAGUGGAUAUGUUGCUUGCCACCAUUCUCAGAUAUUUACUUAUAAUUACUGCCUCUGCACAGGGCUUGUCACAAUAUGCAAUUAUGUUGUCAAUGUACAGUGCAGUGCAACCCAUACUGUAAUUUGAGAAUGGGAUCAGAAAUCCCUGGCUAAUCUGUGUCCCCUAUCUCUCCCUCACACCUUAUCUGUUGAUCACACUAGACUAGACAAAAGGCCCUUUUCAGUUGCAUUAUGCAGGCCAACUACGGCAGCAAUGCACAAAGGAUAAGGAAUGUGUUAAAAUGGAUGACAUGUUCGUAGCCCUGUAAUUAAAAUAAUAGGAUGAUCUCUGAUAAAGAAACAUGCCUUCUCUGCCAAAUCUGCAGGGUACAUAGAAUGUCAAACGUAGAAUGCUAAUCUGUAGAGGUGUCUUUAUAUCAUGCGCUUACAUUUUAAUUUUUUUUACUGUGAUCUAGGCCCGAAUAAAACCAAAAUGUGCGUUAAAGGACCACUAUAGUGCCAGGAAAACAUACUCGUUUUCCUGGCACUAGUGCCCUGAGGGUGCCCCCACCCUCAGGGACCCCCUCCCGCCCGGCUCUGGAAAAGGGAAAGGGGUUAAAACUUACCUUUUUCCAGCGCUGGGCGGAGAGCUCUCCUCCUUCUCUCCUCCUCCGUUCCGCCCCGUCGGCUGAAUGCGCGCGCAUUCAGCCGGUCGCAUAGGAAAGCAUUUACAAUGCUUCCCUAUGGGCGCUGGCGUGCUCUCACUGUGAAAAUCAGUGAGAAGCAUGCAAGCGCCUCUAGUGGCUGUCAAUGAGACAGCCACUAGAGGAUUAGGGGGAAGGCUUAACCCAUUAAUAAACAUAGCAGUUUCUCUGAAACUGCUAUGUUUAUUAAAAAAUGGGUUAACCCUAGCUGGACCUGGCACCCAGACCACUUCAUUAAGCUGAAGUGGUCUGGGUGCCUAGAGUGGUCCUUUAAGUGGAACUCAUGAUUCGUGACAAGAAAUUGAGUGUUGUCUAGAUAUUGUUUCUUAUUUACUGACUGAUAAAAAUUUGUUAGCAAGUAAACAUCAAUGCGGAAAGGUAUAUUAUCCUUCUUUGAGCUGCAAUUAGAAAAUCUUGCACUAAGUGGGUGCAUGUUUUUCUGUGUUCAUAGUAUUUGAGACUAAGCAAAAAGCUUAGUACUAAAGCUCAGUGUGUACAGAGAAUGACCCCUUGCUUACAUAACCUGUACCUGUUUUGGCAUUAGUAUUACAUCUCAAUAGUUAUUUUAAAGGGGCACUGUCACCAUCUGGGAACUUUGUACAAUUUGCAAAGAACCCUGACUCUGACAUUGCCACUGGGGUUCCGGUGCUGGGUGGGGGCAGGUAAAGAUUUACGUACCAGAACCUGUCCCUCACAGGUUCUGCCAUCUUCCUCCAUCUCCUCUUCAGCUCCUGGAGCUUCAAUGCUAAGAGCAGACGUCAUUGCUGUACUCUCACGCAUGCAUUGAGGUCUGCUGGAUCCUCCAUAGACAGAGCCAAUUCCCUGCACCGAUCACUAGUGACAGCUGUUGGUAUUGACCCUGAGGCUCCACCCAGAGUUCUAGAAAAUUAAGUGGAAGAAAUAUAGUCCCUAAUUUGUCUCUUGAUCUCUUGACUGGGUUGGAAUUUCUGUGAAAUGCUAACACAGUCAAAAUGAGUAUUUCAUAUAGAUAGAAUCUUUAUGAAAUACAAUUAAUUUUUUUUUUUUUAGGGGUGAGUGACUGCUGUUUUAAUAACUUCUUUAGGUAUGUAGUUGGAGGAGAAUGGCCUUCCUUUUAUGUAGGUUUUGAUUUUCUUUUAUAUAUUCCGGGUUCAGAGAUAGAUAGAUAGAUAUAUAUAUAGAGAUAUAGAUAUAGAUAUAGAUAUAUAUAUAUAUAUAUAUAUAUAUAUAUAUAUAUAUAUAUAUAUAUAUAUAUAUAUAUAUAUAUAUAUAUAUAGAUAUAUAUAUAUAUAUAUAUAUAUAUAUAUAUAUUCUCACACACACACACUAUCUCCAUCCUGGCCUACCUGAAGGUAAAUUCUUGGCAUCUGUGCAUGAAGGGAGACCUUUUUGUGUUUAGUCACCCAUGUAUUAUCCCUCACAUGCCAGUAAAGAGAUUUUGGAUUAUCAGCAUGUUCUACUAUUUUAUGCUUUCUCAUGGGAAUCUAGUGCAUGGCAAAUUCCACUACAAGGGAAUUCAGGUAUUAAACAUAUCAAUUUUUUUUUUUGUUUUUUUUCCUGUUCUAUGUGCAUCAAGCUGAAAUUUUUUUUUAAAAUCUUGGAUAUAUGAGAAGAGUUUUGAUACUGGAAGCUAAAAUGUGUUCUUUCUCUCCCUCCUAGCUGUGGAAUGUGUACAAGAUGAGAAUGGCAUGCUGGUACCCAUUGUAGUUGGUGCUGCCCUAGCUGGACUUGUUUUGAUUGUAUUAAUUGCCUAUCUCAUUGGACGAAAGAGGAGCCAUGCUGGAUAUCAGACAAUAUAAUUUAACACCUCCAACAUGUGUCAUGUUACUAGUCUAGCUCAACAGAUUGCAUUGAAACAGUCAUUUAUGAUUAGAAAUAAUUGUGUGUUCACAGAAUGAAAUGCUCUGAUAUUUUAAGAGAACUCCUGUUUUAUUGCAUUUGUUGACUAUGCAGACGAAAUUAUCAUGCUCAAUUUGUGUUUAAAAAUGAAAAAAAAUCAUCAGAAUAAGAAAUCAAAUGGAGCUUCACCUCAAUUGGUUAGAUGACCGAGAUGUUAUGCUGCUUUCUUCUAAGAGAGGGCAGUAUAAAACUUUCCCAGAGGUUCUCAUUCAUUAACAAUGUAUAGUUAUUCACACUUUCAUACUUAAAGGGAAUUUGUUCUGUAUUACAGUAAAUAAGUUUUGCAGAUCACUCUGCAUUUUAGAUUUAGAAAGCAAAUUACUGACAUCAAACUAAAUGCAACCACUUGCAGGGUAUUUUUGUUCUAUCUUUUUGACGCUUACAUUCUCAUUUAGCUAUAAAUAAGCAAAUGCCACACUUGUGCAGGGCAUUAACACUGUAAUAUUAAAAUGAUUUUGAAUUCUUGUUUGCUGUUCUUGAUGCUCUGCUUUUUCAGAGCCAUUAAUUUUGUAAAAAAUAUUAAAAAAUGGGUGUCAUUUCUUAGGGUUUUCCCCAAAUGUUGCAUUUUCUUUCCUUUUUGAAGUUUCAGGUUUGGAUGAUAUAUCUUUGCGCACAUGUACAGUAUAGAUAUGCUGAUUGCCUAGCUUUAUGCCUGGUUGGGGUUAUAAAGUUCAAGAAAUGUUUGCAUUGCCUUAACAAUGCUAAUAAAAACCCUGUUUUCUUUAUAUUGGUCAUUUGCUUAUUUUGACACACAUCACACCAUCCUGCCACUCGCCUGCUGACUUUUUUUUUUUUUCCCUUUCUUUCUACACUUGCCAGUACUUAACUCAGUCUAGGAAAUAAACCCUUAUCUAAAUUAGUCUGCCAAAUAUUGUGUUGAACCAGUACAAGUAUUUUCUGACCCAAUACGUUGUCCUCACGUGUUGCUUAUGCAGGUGAAGUGUAACAUGACUGUUUGCUUUACUAAGUCUUCUCCAGUAAUCGGUGUACGGUUACUGUAUGACCUGAUUAAGGUGGCAGAUAAACUCUCAUCAGCUUAUAUAAUGCCAGGGCACAUUAAUUGAAUCUUUAGGUAUAGUGGUCUGUCAUGUGUAGUAGCUACUGAGAUCUUGUCUUUAUAAAUCUGUUGCUAUUGGCCAUCUUGAGAAUGGCAGUUGUGUGUUUACCAUUUUUUCCAUUUCCCUCUUCUGUUAUUAUUUUAGAGAUGGAAGAUUGAUUGUAGGUGCUGAUGGGCAAUGCAAUGCUCUAAUAAUUGUAACUCUGUAAUUAACUAUGCAAAUUGUAAGCAUAUAGUGCAUAAAGUAGACUGGCAUACUGGUCAUACUAAUCCCUAAAAUGAAAAUGCUUAUGUAAAUAAAGUAAUUUCAUUAUUUCAAAAAAGUAUUAUAUUGUCGGAUUGACUUUUCAAACUCUGUAUUUGUGAGGUGUGAAUGUGACUUCUAGGAGCACUUUUACACUAGUGCAGUUGCAUCUCCACAUUAGCUGAAAGAACACACUUUGGAAAUAAAUAUUUUAUUGCUAGUCUAUGGGUUUUAGUUGUAAAGUAGUGUUAAAUUUCUCAGUCAUCAAAACAUUUGAAAAGUACAGUACAAAAGUAUUCGAAGCAUCUCAGGACAGGUAGGUUGGUCUCCAAAAGUCAGUGGCUUCUUUAACCCUUUACCCAUAGAAAUCCAUUGUUUCUUAAUCAGUCAUUUGUAGGGUUAAUCAGUGCAAUUAUCAAAGGAAUGUAUCUUUCAUAAAUGAGUGUUCAUAAGCUUCUUGCUAUUAUUCCUGAGUAAGUAAUUUUGACUUGUGUUUUUCUCUAAGUUUGGUAAUUGUAACGUUUGAUAAACUUCCAGGCUCAGUGAAGAUUUUCUGUUUAUAAAAAAAAAAAAAAAAAAAAAGCGCUUUAGGG